Rhea pennata is the source of this 2722-nucleotide messenger RNA. RefSeq names its product cysteinyl-tRNA synthetase 1 (gene CARS1). Gene Ontology annotation, biological process: cysteinyl-tRNA aminoacylation. The coding region runs from base 59 to 2551 and encodes 830 amino acids. The transcript has 23 exons. NCBI's taxonomy places the organism in Eukaryota, Metazoa, Chordata, Aves, Rheiformes, Rheidae. Gene Ontology annotation, cellular component: cytoplasm. Gene Ontology annotation, molecular function: ATP binding; cysteine-tRNA ligase activity. The record is from RefSeq and is a predicted model, not a curated record.
GCUUCCGGGCACGCUGUUGCAUCAGCUCGCGAGCGGCGGGAGGAGGAGCAGCAGCAGGAUGGCAGCGGCCGCCGCCGAGCAGGCUUCCAGCUACAGUUUUAUUCUGAGCAUUAGAGAAGAGGAAGCCAGGGUGAAGGCUUUGAAUGAAUACCUGAGCACUCGUAGUUAUAUCCAGGGGUUCACAUUUUCACAUGCAGAUGUGGAGGUAUUCAGAAAGUUUUUGGGGCCACCUGAGGACCAGUAUUUCCAUGUUGUCCGGUGGUACAGACACAUAGAAGCAAUCUAUGAUGGCAGCAGUGAAAAAAAUGAGCCUUGUAAACUUCAAACAAGUAAAGGCAAGCGUAUGCAGCCUCACUGGUCUCCCCCUGAAGGGACAAAACAUUCUAGACUCUGCCUCUAUAAUAGCCUGACUCGCAAUAAGGAAAUAUUUCAACCUCAGAAUGGAAAAAAGGUCACAUGGUAUUGCUGUGGUCCAACAGUAUACGAUGCUUCUCACAUGGGACAUGCCAGGUCAUACAUCUCAUUUGAUAUUCUGAGAAGAAUCUUUAGGGAUUAUUUUAAAUUUGAUGUUUUCUAUUGUAUGAAUAUUACAGAUAUUGAUGAUAAGAUCAUCAAGAGAGCAAGACAAAAUUACCUUUUUGAACAGUAUACAGAGAACAAACCAACACCAGCUCAGCUACUUGAAGAUAUUAAAACUGCCUCAGAGCUCUUUUCAAUUAAAUUAAAUGAGACAACUGACCCAGAUAAAAAGCAGAUGUUGGAAAGAAUUCAGAGUGCAGUGAAGUCUGCUUUUGACCCUCUAGAAGAAGCUAUGCGAGAGAAACUCCCCACAGAAGAGAUCCACAGAUACCACAAGAUACUGUUGGAAGAAGCAAAAGAUUUGCUGUCUGACUGGUUGGAUGCAAAAUUUGGCAGUCAGGUGACUGAUAAUUCCAUAUUCUCUAAGCUCCCCAAGUUCUGGGAAGCAGAAUUUCAUAAAGACAUGGAAGCUCUCAAUGUUUUACCUCCUGAUGUUUUAACACGAGUUAGUGAGUAUGUCCCAGAAAUUGUGGAAUUUGUUAAAAAGAUUGUGGAUAAUGGUUAUGGAUAUGUGUCCAAUGGAUCUGUAUACUUUAAUACUAUGAAAUUUGAUUCUGCUGAGAAACACUCCUAUGCAAAGUUGGUUCCUGAAGCUGUAGGUGAUCAAAAAGCUCUUCAAGAGGGUGAAGGUGACUUGAGUAUCUCAACUGAUCGCUUGAGUGAGAAGCAUUCUCCAAAUGAUUUUGCUUUGUGGAAAUCCUCCAAGCCAGGAGAGCCCUCAUGGGACUCUCCAUGGGGAAAGGGCCGUCCAGGUUGGCACAUCGAAUGUUCUGCAAUGGCUGGAUCCAUUCUAGGAGAGUCGAUGGAUAUUCAUGGAGGAGGAUUUGAUCUCCGUUUUCCACACCAUGACAAUGAACUGGCACAGUCUGAGGCAUACUUUGAAAAUGAUCACUGGGUUCGAUAUUUUCUGCAUACUGGCCACUUAACAAUUGCUGGCUGUAAAAUGUCCAAAUCUUUAAAGAAUUUCAUUACCAUAAAAGAUGCACUGAAGAAGCAUACAGCCCGGCAGUUACGAUUGGCUUUCCUCAUGCACUCUUGGAAGGAUACACUGGAUUAUUCAAAUAAUACCAUGGAGUCAGCUAUUCAAUAUGAGAAGUUUAUGAGUGAAUUCUUUUUAAAUGUGAAGGAUAUUCGUCGAGCUCCCACUGAUGUGUCAGGCCAGUUUCAGAAAUGGGGAAACCAAGAAGCAGAGCUGAACAAAAAUUUUUAUGACAAGAAGGCAGCAAUUCACGAAGCACUGUGUGACAAUAUUGAUACUCGCUCUGUCUUAGAAGAAAUGCGUUCAUUAGUCAGUCAGAGCAACUGCUAUAUUGCUGCAAAGAAAUCUUCCAGACAAAUGCCAAACAGACUUCUUUUAGAAAACAUCAGUUCCUAUCUAACUCAAAUGCUAAAGAUAUUUGGUGCCAUAGACAAUGAUGAUGCAAUUGGGUUUCCUGUUGGAGGAAAUAGUCAAAACGUAAAUAUUGAAUCUGCAGUGAUGCCGUAUCUACAAGUUCUUUCUGAGUUCAGAGAGGGAGUGCGACAAAUUGCCAGAGAGAAGAAAGUAACUGAAGUGCUGCAGUUGAGUGAUGCUCUUCGAGAUGAUGUCCUUCCUGAACUGGGUGUUCGAUUUGAAGAUCAUGAAGGGCUGCCAACUGUGGUCAAAUUAGUGGAUAAGGACACAUUAUUGAAAGAAAGAGAAGAAAAGAAAAAGAUUGAAGAAGAGAAGAAAAGGAAGAAAGAAGAAGCAGCCAGAAGAAGACAAGAGCAGGAGGCAGCAAAACUGGCAAAGAUGAAGAUUCCACCACACGAAAUGUUUAAAUUGGAACGUGAUAAAUAUUCCAUAUAUGAUGAAAACGGGUUUCCUACCCAUGAUAUAGAAGGCAAAGAACUCAGCAAAGGACAAAUUAAGAAGCUGAAGAAACUUUAUGAAACCCAAGAAAAGCUAUAUAAGGAGUAUCUACAAAUGGUUCAGAAUGGAAGUGCAAAUUGACAGCAACAGGACUUUUUUUAAAAGGCGAGUGCUGAGUCAUCAUUGAAAAGUGAGCAUAUAUUGAUGCUCAUCUCUAUGUUUACACUUUCUAUUAUGUGCAAAGUGAAAAUCCUGUUUACAUGGAUUAAUAAUGUCAUCUGGAAAGUCAAUAAAAAUCCAUUCUUAAGCAAA